Molecule: messenger RNA, 387 nt
Organism: Colletotrichum orchidophilum
Lineage: Eukaryota; Fungi; Ascomycota; Sordariomycetes; Glomerellales; Glomerellaceae
Exons: 2
Coding region: 1-387 (128 amino acids)
Source: RefSeq, a predicted model, not a curated record
AUGAGCUUCAGGUCCGACAUGGUGGAGACUGGCUCCGACGCCGGGGGCCCGCCCCAUGGGCGGGCCGACCUGUCAAGCCAUGACCAUAGUAUAGCGCGCCGCAUGAACAAUUACUCAGCCGUCUCUUGGUUGACCGAGGCGUUCCUGCAGGCGCAAAACCGGUCCGCAAGGAUCGCCGCCGGCAGCCCCCGCUCCGGGGUCGGCAUCCUCGGGCUCGGGCUGUUGGAGCACCACAUCAACCUCCUCCCGACCAUGCGACACGCCGAGGCAGUCCCCAUGUUCGACCACUUGGCGGGCAGCGCCAAAUACCUUGGUUGGCGGCAAAAGGUGGCGACGUGGCCGCUGUCCCAGCAGGAGGCGAUGAACAAUCGCAGCUUUGCCGUUUGA